Molecule: messenger RNA, 1756 nt
Organism: Perca flavescens (yellow perch)
Lineage: Eukaryota; Metazoa; Chordata; Actinopteri; Perciformes; Percidae
Gene: lctla
Product: lactase-like a
Exons: 14
Coding region: 1-1668 (555 amino acids)
Biological process (GO): carbohydrate metabolic process
Molecular function (GO): hydrolase activity, hydrolyzing O-glycosyl compounds
Source: RefSeq, a predicted model, not a curated record
AUGCUGCAGCGGUGCAUCCUGAGGCCGUACCAUGUGCUUGCUAUGGUGCUGUGUGUGUCAGCCGGGGAGGACUUUGACUGGACCAAGAAUGAGAGGACAUCUUUCUACUACGGCACCUUCCCAACUGGUUUCUCCUGGGGAGCUGGGACCUCUGCCUACCAGACCGAAGGAGCUUGGAACAUAGACGGCAAAGGAAUGAGCAUCUGGGAUGCAUUUGCCCACAAAAAGGGGAAAAUUGUCGCAAAUGACACGGGAGACACCUCGUGUGAGGGCUACUACAGAUUCAAGGAUGACAUCAACUUGAUGAAGGACAUGAAGCUGAAUCAUUAUCGUUUCUCCAUCUCCUGGCCGAGGAUUUUACCAAGCGGACUGAAAAGUGAAUACAUCAACGAGAAAGGAAUCAAAUAUUACGAUGACCUGAUUAACAUGCUGCUGGACAAUAACAUCACACCCAUUGUUACUUUGUACCACUGGGAUUUACCGCAGUUCUUACAGGAGAAGUACGGCGGCUGGCAGAACGUCUCCAUGGUGAACCACUUCAACGACUUUGCCAACUUAUGCUUUGAAAGAUUUGGAAAGAAAGUGAAGUACUGGAUCACUUUCAACAAUCCGUGGUCUAUUGCUGUGGAGGGAUAUGAAACAGGGGAACAUGCACCCGGACUGAAGUUAAAGGGAACCGGAGCUUACAAAGCUGCCCACCACAUCAUCAAGGCACAUGCUAAAGUUUGGCACACGUAUGACAUGCAGUGGCGAAGCAAACAAAAAGGCCUGGUUGGGAUCUCGCUAACAGCAGACUGGGGGGAACCAGUGGACAUCACCAACCAGAGGGACAUUGAAGCAGCAGAGAGAUACAUCCAGUUCUACAUGGGAUGGUUUGCUACUCCCAUCUUCAACGGAGACUACCCCCAGGUUAUGAAAGAUUACAUCGGCAGGAAGAGUGGCCAGCAGGGCCUGGGAGCUUCACGGCUGCCCGUCUUCUCGCCUCAGGAGAAGAGUUACAUCAAGGGAACCUGUGAUUUCCUGGGCCUCGGCCAUUUCACGACUCGCUACGUCACCCUGAAGAAUUACCCAUCAGGCCUCGGAGACAGCUACUUUGCAGAUCGAGACCUUGCUGAGCUGGUUGACCCAAAAUGGCCUGAUCCAGGCUCUGAAUGGCUCUAUUCUGUUCCCUGGGGCUUCAGACGCCUGUUGAACUUUGUCAAGACUCAGUAUGGAAACCCCAUGAUAUACGUGACAGAAAACGGCGUGUCUGAGAAAAUGCUCUGCACCGACCUCUGUGAUGACUGGAGAAUGCAGUACUUCAAAGACUACAUCGACGAAAUGCUCAAAGCGAUUAAAGAUGGCGUGAAUGUGAAGGGUUACACAGCCUGGUCUCUCCUCGACAACUUUGAGUGGGAUGAAGGGUACUCCGAGAGGUUCGGACUCUACUACGUCGACUUCAGGAACAAAAACAAACCACGCUACCCCAAGGCCUCUGUCCAGUUCUAUAAACGCAUCAUCAGCUCCAAUGGCUUUCCCAAUCAGAGAGAGGUGGAGAGUUGGAAGAGGAAAGCCGUAGAGACUUGCUCCUCCAGUAACCAGCUCCUGGCUGCAGCUAGAAGAAAAUCCCAGGGAAAUCAGGAACAUGCAGGAAUGCAAAAGGCUUGGCCAGUGCAUGAUGAAGUUUAGAUCCACUGAUAGGCCACAUGGAGAUGGUAACAGAGAUUGUGGUUCCCACCGUGUGCACGCUCUGCAUCCUCCUCAGUGCAGUCUUCCU